Molecule: messenger RNA, 1662 nt
Organism: Perkinsus marinus ATCC 50983
Lineage: Eukaryota; Perkinsozoa; Perkinsida; Perkinsidae
Exons: 4
Coding region: 1-1662 (553 amino acids)
Source: RefSeq, a predicted model, not a curated record
AUGCCUACAUCGAAUGCAGCAACGCCGCGAGGUCAGGGUUCCGGAUUCUUUCCACCCGGUAUUGGAGGUGGCUUCUCUGGUGGCAGAAAGCGUCGCAGGAUUGAAACUGGGAUAGCACCCAUUAUGGAUCUGUCUUCUGAGCACAGCUCUCCUGAAGCGCACUCUUGCUCUCGUGGUGUUCUUCGACGCUCUUUUGGUGCUCCUUCUCGCUCCUCUGGUGCUCCUCCUCGCUUCUCUGGUACUCCUUCUCGCCCCUCUGGUGCUCCUCCUCGCUUCUCUGCUACUCCUUCUCGCCCCUCUGGUGCUCCUCUUCGCUUCUCUGGUACUCCUUCUCGCCCCUCUGGUGCUCCUCCUCGCUUCUCUGCUACUCCUUCUCGCCCCUCUGGUGCUCCUCCUGGCUCCUCUAGUGCUCCUUCUCGCCCCUCUGGUGCUCCUCUUCGCUUCUCUGGUACUCCUUCUCGCCCCUCUGGUGCUCCUCCUCGCUUCUCUGCUACUCCUUCUCGCCCCUCUGGUGCUCCUCCUGGCUCCUCUGGUGCUCCUUCUCGCCCCUCUGGUGCUCGUUGUCGCUCUUCUGGUACUCCCUCUCGCUCCGGUGAUUCUCCUCCUCGCUCCUCUGGUACUCUCUCCCGCCCCUCUCAGAUCUCAGCAAGAACUGUUGAGGCUCCACCUGAUGCCUACGCUGAACCGCCGUGCAAGUCUAAGCUAGAUUACGAGAAAUACGACACUUGCCCCAAAGAAAAUCGCCGCUCAAAGCCAAGCAGGGUGUGGGAGCAGUUUCAUGUCAUUCGGUGCAAGCGAACUGGGUUUGUCUACCCAGAGCGCGCGGUCUGCAAGAAAUGUGGACAGGUUUACUCUAUGAGGAAGCAAAAUACUUCGGCGCUUCUAUGCCAUAUCGACAACGGAUGCGACGAACAAAGGGAUCAGCCACCAAUAGCAUCGUACUUUUACCAGAAACGGAAGGUCAAUUCCAAUCAGAAAUCUGCUGUGAAUGCGGCGUUGGUUGAUCUGCUGGCAUGCGUGCCUGAAAAUAGGUCGGGCUUCGAUGCAUCGCAAGUCUUAUUUUGCCCCAAGACUCUUACUGACGACAUGUUGAAGAAAGGGGCGGACGCCACAGAGAAGAUUAAGAACCACCUAGCUCAGCAGCCAAAGCCAAUAAUGAUACUUUUCGACGGCUGGACCAGCCACCAUAAGCACGAGAAUGUGCUUGGAGUCACCACACUUUUGAAUGUUAACGACGUGCAGCGGAGCGUUCUUCUGGCACUGGAGACACCAGAGACCAUGACCGCUGAUGACAUUCAGGAAAGCUUGGAACGGGUAUGUUCUAGAUAUCAAAUCCCGAUAGAAAAGGUGCUAUUUGCCAGUGAUAGCUGUUCGGCGAAUACGGCGGCUCUCGGGCAAGGCAAUAUGGCCUCCGUGUGCUGUUUUGCACAUAUGGUGCAAAACGCCCUGAAGGCCGGGAUGACACACCCUGUGGACAAUGCGAUAGACAACUGCGAGGAUGCGCUACGCAGCAUGAACACUGGAGAGACUCUUGAAGCUUUUCUCGAGGAGCAGGCAACGGCUCCGGUCGAGUCGGUUCUUCUGACAAGCUCGCGCCUCGUUGCGUACUUCAAGAGGUCGAAGCUGAAUGGCAAGCUAGCACGUCUUGGAUACAACAAGUAA